AUGGAUGGUAAAAAAGUUACGCAACAGGCUAUGGAUCGGAAAAAGCAAAAAACAGUAACCACUCCUGUAUGGAGACCAGUCUCUACUCAAUCCAGUUCCUACGAGGGUGAGAUACCAGAAGUUCGAGAUUCCAUUGAAGCAUCAUAUAACCACUCAUUUUAG
Messenger RNA from Ilex paraguariensis (yerba mate), 162 nucleotides. The record is from the annotation of a GenBank genome assembly. NCBI's taxonomy places the organism in Eukaryota, Viridiplantae, Streptophyta, Magnoliopsida, Aquifoliales, Aquifoliaceae.